Elaeis guineensis (African oil palm) is the source of this 2744-nucleotide messenger RNA. The record is from RefSeq and is a predicted model, not a curated record. NCBI's taxonomy places the organism in Eukaryota, Viridiplantae, Streptophyta, Magnoliopsida, Arecales, Arecaceae.
CACGCGGUCUCAUGUCUUAACCCUGCUUCUUUUUUCCUAUAAGACGGAAAUAUUCAUACAAUUUCAAUAUGAAUAUAUUCAAAAAGAUCAAAAUCUUUCGAAAGAUCAAAGGGAUAUCCUUUAUAUCAGUCCGUAUACUUAUAUGUUCAGCCACACAAGAGGUAAUUCAGUCUGUUUGCCUUAUGAUACAUAUGAUGAAUUUCAAAGAUCAGUCCCUCAUCACGUACCAAAUAUCAUAAAAAAAAUAUAUAACAUUGCUCCCGACGACUCAUAAUCAAGUAAUCACAAUGACCGAAUCUUUCUCAAUCACUGGCCUCUUUACUCCAAGUCUUAAUCCAACGAAGCCGGCACCCUCAAUCUUGCUUCUCACCAUCCUCUCUCUCGCAUAUGAAAAAAUUUAGAAAUUUGUCAUUUCUUUGGAGCCAUCGAACCCAAACUCGCACUCAAGCUUCUUCCAAUCUUUUAAAUCUCGGUCUAAGCUUAACCAGAUCGACGCUCAUGGUGUAAUGAUCCCAUCGUCGCUAUGGAUCAAACACCUCCCCAAGGACUGGCUGGCGAAGCACUGCACUUCCAUCCCCAAAUGCAAGCAAGCCCACGCCGUCCUCCUCCGCGCCGCCAUCUUCCACGACAACCACUUCGCCAGCAAGCUCAUCUCUUUCCUCUCUGUCUCCCCCUCUGGCGACCUCAACUACGCCCGGAAAAUCUUCUCCCAGUUAGACAGCCCGGAUGUCUUCAUCUGGAACACCAUGAUCCGGGGGCACGCGAAAGGCCUCAACCCUUCCGAUGCCCUGUCCUUCUUCCACCUCAUGGUCCAUUCCGGCGUCGCGGCCGAACACCACACAUACCCCUUUGUGCUCACAGCCUGCGCUCGCUUGCAAGCACCCGAACUCGGCAUGCGCUUUCAUGGCGAGACGGUUAAAGCUGGGCUGGAGUCUGAUGUGUUCGUGCUCAAUUCUUUGAUUCAGAUGUACGCAAACUGUCGGUUUUUUGAGGCUGCCCACAAGUUGUUCGACGGAAACCCCUCUCGGGAUGUCGUGUCGUGGAACGUCAUGAUAAGAGGUUAUGUUCACGGGGGCCUUUGCCAGCAGGCAUUUGAUUGGUUCGAGGAGAUGAAAGCAAAGAACGUCGGGCCGGAUGCUGUGACUGUGAUAAGUUUGGUCUCUGCUUGCUCUCGACUGGGUGAUUUGGAGAGAGGACGGUCGCUCCAUUUGUACUCGAGUGAACUUGGUUUCUUGACAAACAACCUUAAGUUGAGCAAUGCAAUCCUUGAUAUGUAUUGUAAGUGUGGAGAUUUGGUAUCGGCAUGGAAGUUUUUCGAUGAGAUGGAUGAGAGGGACUCAGUGACAUGGACUACCAUGAUCUCAGGUUUGGCUAACUCUGGGAGUUUUCAAGAGGCUUUGGAGUUGUUUGGACUUAUGCAGCGUGAGAAGGUCCGGCCGGAUGAGGUGGUCCUCGUGGUAGUUUUAUUGGUUUGUGCUCAGAUGGGGGCUCUGGACCAAGGCAAAUAUAUUCAUCUUCUCAUAGACCGAUACAAGGUGAAGCGAGACAUUGUGCUCGAGACUGCUCUUGUGGACAUGUAUGCAAAGUGUGGGGCCCUGGAUUUUGCUCUGCAGAUCUUUGGCAAGAUGAAGGAAAGGAAUGUUUUCACAUGGAAUGCGAUGAUUGGUGGACUAGCAAUGCAUGGGCAUGGGGAACAUGCAUUGGAGCUUUUUGAAAGGAUGUUGAAUGAGAGACCCAUGCCAGAUGAUGUGACUUUUAUAGGGCUCUUAUCUGCAUGUAGCCAUGCAGGUUUGGUCGAUGAAGGUCUCAGACUUUUCAGGAUGAUGCAAGAUGUGUACCAAAUUCAGCCAAGGAUGGAGCAUUACGGAUGCAUGGUUGACUUGCUUUGUAGAGCGAGGCUGGUGCGAGAUGCUGUGGCUUUUAUAGAGAGCAUGCCCAUCAGGCCAAAUGCGGUAUUGUGGGCUAGUCUUAUUGGAGCAUGUAGGGCUCUUGGAGAGAUGCAGCUUGCAGAGAAGGCCAGUAAACAUGUCAUUGAACUGGAACCUGACUCCUGUGGUCGAUACGUGAUGCUUUCAAAUUUGUAUGCUGGCAUUAGAAGGUGGGAUGAUGCCUCGGAGGUCAGAAACGUGAUGAGAGCCAAAGGAAUUGAGAAAACUCCAGGAGCAAGUUGGAUUGAGUUGAAUGGAACAGUUCACCAGUUUGUUGCAGGUGAUAGAUCACAUCUUCUAACGAACAAGAUCUAUAUGAUGGUGGAAGAAAUGUGCCAACGAGUAAGGUCUGCUGGUCAUGUUUCAGGUACUAUGGAAGUCUUAUUUGACAUAGAGGAGGAAGAGAAAGAGCAUUCUCUGUUCCUACACAGUGAGAAGCUGGCUGUUGCCUUUGGCUUGAUAAGCACCGCUCAAGGCUCACCAAUUCGAAUCACAAAGAACCUUCGUGUCUGCAUGGAUUGUCAUUCUUUCCUAAAGGCUGUUUCUAAAGUUUUUGGUAGAGAGAUAGUUGCAAGGGAUCGAAACCGAUUUCACCACUUCAGAGAAGGCAUUUGUUCGUGCAAGGACUUCUGGUAGUUCUCACGCCAUCAUGCAAAUAUGAAACUGCUUUAGGUUCCAAGUCAUACAGGUAAAAUAUCACUAUCUUUUUAUUUGUUUAUAUCUCUCAGUUUAUCCACAGUUGUUAAAGAAUGUGCUGGUGAUUCAAUUUUGUAGAAUGAAAUGAAUUUUAAAUGAAUAAAUCAGUACCAAAUGCAA